AUGAAAAAUGUGCUGUUGAUUUUUGCCGUAUCCUGUUGCCAUUUGCUGGCUGUACAGGGAUUAUCGUGGAAGGAUUUUGCCAAAUUAAGACUUUUUACAUUUGCCAACGGUGAUGGUGGUCAACAGCAGCAGUCAGCACCACAACAACAGCAGCAGCAACAGGCACCCGUUUUAACACGACAACUAAUAUCGGGUACCAUAAACCCUUAUAUUGUAACAACAACAACAUCCUAUUGUAUUUGUGUACCGGCUGGAUCGUGUCCAAACCCGUUGCCGACACCACCCACAGAUGGUAGUGGUCAAAUUGAUAUACGUAUCGUAAAUACGGUAACUGCACCAACAACAGCACCAUUCACUUGCAGUUAUGGCUUAUCCGUCUGUUGUCAGGCCGGAUCAUAUCAAUGUGGUCAUAGUUAUCCACCACCACCCAAUAGUUUGUCAGCUAGUGCUGGACAGGCUUCGUUUGGUGAAUAUCCAUGGCAGGCGGCGUUAUUAACAACCGGGGAGGUAUAUUUGGGAUCGGGAGCUUUAAUAUCCGCACAGCAUGUACUUACUGUGGCCCAUAAGGUGGCAAAUUUAGCAAUCACCUCCUAUAAGGUACGCAUUGGCGAAUGGGAUGCCGCCAGUACAAAUGAGCCCAUACCAGCACAGGAUGUUAUGGUCGCCAAUGUUUUCAUUCACCCCAACUACAACAAAGACAAUCUCCAAAACGAUGUGGCCCUUCUGAAAUUAGCCACACCAGUUUCGCUGACAAGCAAAUCAACCGUGGGCACCAUUUGCCUGCCCACAACAACGUUUGUGGGUCAACGUUGUUAUGUUGCGGGUUGGGGUAAAAACGAUUUUGGUCCCACCGGUGCCUAUCAGGCCAUACAGCGUGAAGUUGAUGUGCCGCUAAUACCGAAUGCCGAUUGUCAAACGGCAUUGCGUCAAACACGCUUGGGGUCGAGCUUUGUGCUGGACAAUGCAAGUUUCAUAUGUGCCGGCGGUGAGGCGGGCAAGGAUGCGUGUACGGGUGACGGCGGCUCUCCACUGGUAUGCCAAAGUAAUGGCAUUUGGUAUGUGGUCGGUAUGGUGGCUUGGGGCAUUGGUUGUGCCACAGCAGGUGUACCCGGUGUUUAUGUUAAUGUGGCCACAUAUUUACCAUGGAUACAAACAAUGAUGGCUGCAUAGUUUCC
This is a messenger RNA of Musca vetustissima, 1175 nucleotides long. RefSeq names its product phenoloxidase-activating factor 2. Gene Ontology annotation, molecular function: serine-type endopeptidase activity. Gene Ontology annotation, biological process: proteolysis. Bases 1 to 1170 code for a protein of 389 amino acids. The transcript has 5 exons. NCBI's taxonomy places the organism in Eukaryota, Metazoa, Arthropoda, Insecta, Diptera, Muscidae. The record is from RefSeq and is a predicted model, not a curated record.